Cavenderia fasciculata is the source of this 1524-nucleotide messenger RNA. It is a transcript of the gene ddx47, whose product is annotated as putative RNA helicase. The record is from RefSeq and is a predicted model, not a curated record. Gene Ontology annotation, molecular function: RNA helicase activity; ATP binding; nucleic acid binding. Bases 1 to 1524 code for a protein of 507 amino acids. The transcript is spliced from 2 exons. Lineage: Eukaryota; Evosea; Eumycetozoa; Acytosteliales; Cavenderiaceae.
AUGGUUAAACCAUCAUCAUCAUCAGGUGCUAGUGUUGGUAGUUCUGUAGCAAAGAAAACAACAACACCUAAAUCAGCAUCUCGACCAGCACCAUCAUCAUCAACCAAAAAAGUAAUUAAAAAAGAAGAAUCAAAUAAUAAUAAGAAAAAGGUAUUAGAAAGAGAAGCAUUAGAUGAUGUUAUAUCAUCAGAUGAAGAAGAUGAUGGUAUAGAUAAAGUUGAAAACUCUAAACUCGAUGAAAAUACAACAUUUGAUCAAUUGGGAAUGCAUCCACAAAUCAUAGAGGCAUGUGUUAGAAUGGGCUUCAAGAAACCAACUGAAAUUCAAAGAGAAUCUAUACCACAUGCUAUCGCCGGUAGAGAUAUUAUAGGUCUUGCUCAAACUGGUUCAGGUAAAACUGCUGCCUUUGCCAUUCCAAUCCUUCAACAAUUAUUACAAUCUCCACAACCUUUAUUUGCUUUAAUUUUAUCACCAACUAGAGAAUUAGCAUUCCAAAUUUCACAACAAUUUGAAGCAUUGGGAGCAGUGAUUGGAGUUAAAUGUGGAGUAUUGGUAGGAGGUAUGGAUGUAAUGCAACAGGCAAUGGUAUUGGCAAGAAAACCACAUAUUAUAGUUGGCACACCGGGUCGUGUCAUGUAUCAUCUAGAGAAUACAAAGGGGUUCCAUUUAAAGGCACUCAAGUUUUUGGUGAUGGAUGAAGCCGAUCGUCUCCUGAGUAUGGAUUUUGAAGAGGAAAUUAACAAGAUCUUAAAAGUCAUUCCAAAGAAUAGAAAUACCUACCUCUUUUCAGCUACCAUGACAUCAAAGGUUGCUAAACUCCAAAAGGCAUCGCUGGUCAACCCCAUCAAGGUGCAAGUCGCCAGCACCAAAUACUCUACGGUCGACACACUUGUCCAACAAUAUUGUUUCAUUCCAUACCAACACAAAGACUGUUACCUCACCUAUAUCCUCAACGAGCUGUCUGGCAACUCUGCCAUUGUUUUUGUGGCUACUUGUGCCGCUUCCAACCGUCUUUCAGUGAUGCUACGUAAUCUUGGAUUGGGAGCUAUCCCAAUCAACGGAAAUAUGGAUCAAACCAAACGUCUUGCUUCACUCAACAAGUUCAAGUCAUCGGUCAAAAAUAUCUUGGUCGCUACCGAUGUUGCUGCUCGUGGUCUCGAUAUUCCAAGUGUAGGUCUCGUCGUCAACUAUGAUAUUCCAGUCAAUAGUAAAGAGUAUGUUCAUCGUGUCGGUCGUACUGCCCGUGCCGGUCAAUCUGGUCGUGCCAUCACCCUCGUUACCCAAUACGAUGUCGAAGUGUACCAACGUAUCGAAUUUGCCCUCUCUAAAAAGUUGGAGGAAUUCCCAAGUGAGUCGUCUAGCGUCCUUGUUUUCCUCGAAGCCGUCAACGAAGCUGCACGUCUUGCCAGCCUCGAAGUUAAAGAAGAUACCAGAGUUAUGGAAGAUUCAGAAAGAACUGGUUCUGCCUAUUUAAAAAAGAAAUCAGUAAACAAAAAGGAAGUUAAAAAGAAAAAGAAAUAUUAA